Sphenostylis stenocarpa is the source of this 618-nucleotide messenger RNA. The record is from the annotation of a GenBank genome assembly. Lineage: Eukaryota; Viridiplantae; Streptophyta; Magnoliopsida; Fabales; Fabaceae.
AUGUUGGCGCACGUGUAUGGUGGUGUAUCAAUGACAGUGAGACCUUAUCUCUCACGUCAAAAGCACAACACCAUGGUUGCGGAUGAUUGCAAGGUGCAUGAGCUGAUAUAUUCUCCUACUGGUGUGGCUCCUAGCAUGGAGGAAGAAAUCAAAGAUACAUCACCAAAAAAAGACAACCUCGUAAGUUCUCACAAAGGUGGCUCCUCAAGAAUCCCUGGUCCCUCUAACCCAGUGAUCCGUGUUGGUGAUAACAAUGGUUUCGAGAAUGUGCUUCAUCAACCAGCCAAGAACAGUAAUGUUGAUGCUGCUCAUAGAUUUAAAAAAGCUGAAGAAUCUCUUCGAACUGUCAUGUACUUGAGUUCUUUGUUGGUUGCAACCACUGUUGGAGUAGUGGAGACGUUGAAGGAUCAAGGGUAUUGCAAAAUGAACAACACUGUGAAGUCUGUGACUCAACAUGCCAAGAACCAAAUAGGGUCGGCAACUCAGGCCAAGAAACUGGCUUCUCCUUCUUCUUCUUCUUCUGCAAUUUCAAAUAAGCUGAGAGAUGAAAAGAGAAGGAAGGCAGAGGAAUCUCUUAGAACAGUCAUGUAUUUGAGUACUUGGGGUCCCAAUUCUUAG